Messenger RNA from Salvia hispanica, 489 nucleotides. The record is from RefSeq and is a predicted model, not a curated record. NCBI's taxonomy places the organism in Eukaryota, Viridiplantae, Streptophyta, Magnoliopsida, Lamiales, Lamiaceae.
AUGGAUUGGUUUAACAGCGACCAACGCCAGAUGGACGAUUUCGUGAACUCCCAGAACUGGCAAGUGCCGCCGACACCCGAUCCAGAUGCAACGCCUAGUCCCGGGCUGCCUACCAAUGUGGAAAUGGAAUCGCCAGUUAGCACUGAUGAGUACGAUAUCAGCGAUAUGGAACCAGCUCCACGGAGGGGGAGGGGCAAGGGCAAGGUUGCCGAUGAGGAUGGGCCGAAGAAGUACAGUCCGCAGGAGACAAUGUGGCUGGCCAAGAACUAUGUCGACGUCUCCGAGGACGCUGUGAUCGGCAACCAGCAAAGCGACAAGGCGUUCUGGCAGCGGAUUGCGGAUAAGUACAACGCUGGUCGACCCGAAGGCUCGUUCGAGCGUACCUACGUGAAGCUACGCAAGCAUUGGGGUCGGGUGCAGAAGGAGAUUAACAAGUGGAAUGGCAAGUGGACUAACGUAGUCGGAGUACGAGCUCGAAUUGCACCGUGA